Messenger RNA from Antechinus flavipes (yellow-footed antechinus), 2553 nucleotides. It is a transcript of the gene IL31RA, whose product is annotated as interleukin 31 receptor A. Gene Ontology annotation, biological process: cytokine-mediated signaling pathway. The transcript has 15 exons. NCBI's taxonomy places the organism in Eukaryota, Metazoa, Chordata, Mammalia, Dasyuromorphia, Dasyuridae. The record is from RefSeq and is a predicted model, not a curated record. Gene Ontology annotation, molecular function: cytokine binding; cytokine receptor activity. The coding region runs from base 19 to 2274 and encodes 751 amino acids. Gene Ontology annotation, cellular component: signaling receptor complex; external side of plasma membrane.
UAUGAGUCCCUCUGAAUCAUGGUGGAGAAGAUGCUGUUCUGGACACUGUUUCUUUUACUUGGUAACUUCUGCCUAGUGGUAGGAAGUCUCCAGGACCCCCAGGAAGCUUGGACUGAGUCUUCUCUGUAUUACUACCACAAGAAGAACCUAAGUACACCAAGGAAGCCAGAAAACAUUUCCUGCGUUUUCUAUUAUGAGAAAAAUUUCACUUGUACUUGGAGUCCAGAAAAGGAAGUCUAUCGUACAGAAUACACUGUUAGGAGAACUUAUAGAAAAAGAAAAAGAAAAGACUCAUGCAGAAAUGAGAAUCAUCCAUCAUGUUCUUUCUUCUUCCCAAAUGUGACUUAUCCUGAUACUUACUCCAUUGAAGUGGAAGCCAAAAAUGAUUUUGGUGAACAAAAGUCUAAUGUAACAUUUUGGAACUUGGAACACAUAGUGAAAAUAGAGCCACCUGCCAUUCUAACCGUGGAACCAAUCCCAGGUGUUAAACAUAUGCUUCAAGUAACAUGGAGAAAACCAAAUGGGGUACCUGUUUCAGAGUCAUAUAUAUGCCAAUUGAGAUACAGGAGAGUAAAUAGUACUAAUUGGGAGCUAGGCAACCAAAGACUGGAAAAUGAAAGACCAUAUAAUCUCACUGGACUGCUGCUUCUGCAGCAAUAUGCCAUCUCUAUGCAAUGCAAGGUGAUCACCUCAGAAUUCUGGAGCAACUGGAGUGAAGAGAGAAUAGGAACAACUGAGGGACUAGCUCCAAAUUCCAGUUUGGACCUGUGGAGAGUUCUUGGGCCAGCUCAGCCUGAUGGAGAGAGGACAGUGCAGCUGUUAUGGAAGGAGGCAAGAGCAGACCCGAACGUAAGGAAACCACUUGGCUACAACAUCUGGUACUUUCCAGAAAAUGAGACCACUGUUAAGGAAACAAAGAUGACAACUGAUCAACAAUUUAAAUUACAUCUGGGAAGUGCUGCUUACCUGGUGACUGUGGUAUACAGUACAUUUGAUGGUGUGUCUCCAGAAGCGACACUCAGAAUACCGGCUGUUCAUGAAAAACUUCUCCAGUGCAUUGAGGCUGUGCAAGUGCAUCAAUCUCAGGACCACCUGGAGGUGUGGUGGCAAACCUCCAAUGCAGAAGUUGACCAAUGGGUAAUUGAGUGGUACCCAGAUCCAGAGAUGGAGAAUUUGAAGAGGUCCUGGGAAUUUGUCUCACAAACCAGGAAAUGGACAGGAAGGGCAGAAAACUUUGUGCCAUUCCAGUGUUAUAACAUCUCAGUGUAUCCCAUGGUGGGGAUUGAAGUUGGUGUUCCAUAUUCCAUCCAAGCUUAUUUCAAAGAAGGGAUUCCAUCAGAAGGUCCAUUGGCUAAGGCCCAAAACAUCAGCACCCAGACAGCCACAAUAAAAUGGGAAGAGAUACCCAAGACCAAGAGAAGGGGCUUCAUCUGUAACUAUACAGUGUUUUAUAAAUCUGACCAUGGAAUAGAAUUUGCUAUAACAGUCGAUUCUAGUAUCUUGCAAUAUGAACUGGAGUCUCUGGAAAGCAACACACAGUACACUGUUAAGAUCAUGGCAAAUACCUUGGCUGGAGGCAAAAAUGGGACAAGUUUCAAUUUCAAGACAUCUAUUAGUAUAAUCAAGAUUGUGCUUUUGGGUGCUAUCACUGGAGGUGGUCUUUUUUCCCUUGGUAUCCUAUUGAUGGUCUGUAGUCUCAACAAACCCAAAUUGAAACGUCUAGUCUGUCCAGAAAUCCCCAAUCCUGCAAAGAGCAAUGUAGUCCUGUGGCAUGAUGACAAUUUCAAAUCCAAGUUGCAUCUCGGAGAGGUCCAGUUCCAUGGCAAGACACUGGAUGAAAGGAUUCCAAAACCAUACUUAUUUUCCUCUGGGGACUUGAUCGACAAGUUAGUGGUAGACUUUGAGAACUUUCUGGACAAAACUGAGGUUCACGGAGUAGAACUGAUGAAGAUGAAGGAAAGCACUUUGAGUGUGGAAGGGAAGAAGUAUGUGAAUGCCCCAUAUAAUUUUUACAGUCCCUCAGGACAGGCUUUCCAAGGGCUUCUAUCUUCAGCCUUAGUUUCACUCAAAGGAACACAAGAACCAUCUUCAGAAAGGCUGGAUGAAGAAACCAAGGAUAAAACUUUCCAGAGGCCAAAUGCUAAUGGAAUUCUGGAGCCAGAGCAGCAACCCUGGGAAGAAGCUGGAUUGAAUCCAUAUUUGAAAAAUUCAGUGACAACAAGGGAAUUCCUCACCUCUGAGGAAUUUUCUGAUCCAAAUCAAGAAGAAGACUGAAAUGUAACUAUAGUUUGGGUUCUCAUUUUUGACUGUGUUGGGGGAAUAACAGUGUUGAAUGACCCUUAGUUAGAAGGAAUGUGUUUGAAGGGACAGCUAGGUGAUGUAGUGGAUAGACUUCCAGGCCUGAAGUCAAGAAGACUCAUUUUCCUGAAUUCAAAUCUGGUUUCAGAUACUUAUUAGUUAUAUGACCUUAGGCAAGCUAUUUAACCCUAUUUGUCUCAUUUUGCUCAUCUGUAAAAUGAGCUGGAGAAGGAAAUAGUAAACUGCUUCAGUAUC